Molecule: messenger RNA, 1412 nt
Organism: Hippoglossus stenolepis (Pacific halibut)
Lineage: Eukaryota; Metazoa; Chordata; Actinopteri; Pleuronectiformes; Pleuronectidae
Product: regulator of microtubule dynamics protein 2
Exons: 11
Coding region: 160-1341 (393 amino acids)
Cellular component (GO): cytoplasm; spindle microtubule; mitotic spindle pole
Molecular function (GO): microtubule binding
Source: RefSeq, a predicted model, not a curated record
CAGAGCUGUCAAGCCAACAGAGGAGGCUGCUAGCUGCACAGUGAGGUCUCUAAUGUCGUCUGUUUGGUUGGUAUUUAAAAAAAACAAGCUCGUGCACACAGCUUCUGUACUUGUGUGUUGUGUAAGAACAGUUUUGAGUCCAUAGUCUCGAGAUCCAGGAUGGCUCUGGCAGACGGCAAGGUGCUGGUUCUGGGAGCGUUGGCUGGAGUGGCUGGUGUCAGUUUGGCUGUGAUGUGUUACCAGGGCUUUAGUUCACGACGAAGAGCCUCUUGGGCAGGGCCAUACUCCCUGCCAAUGGGUCAGGUUGAGGUGCUGGAUCGCCUCGAGGCCCUACACCAGUGUGUAUCUGAGCUCAAGGAUGAGAUGAAGGCAUUGAAGAGUGCUCUGCCUACACUGCAAGAGCAAGUCAGGGAGGAGCUGAGGGGGCGUGAUGAAGCACGGCGAGCCAGCCCUCUGCACAGGACCACGCCAACACGGAGGAAAAGAGCUGUGGGCGCCAUCAGUAGCACCAGAGCUGAGGCUCGGAGCUCAGAAGAGGCAGAGAGUGAGGGAGGGUAUAUGACUGCUCUGACAGACUCUGAGGAUGAAGAGAUAAGUGAUGAAGAACAGAGGGAGGAAGAACAGCCUGCGGACAAGUUAUCGAUUCUCCUUGAGAGGAUCGACUCUUUGCACCAUGGCACUGAAUCGGACAAAAGAGAGAGUCUCAACACACUUUUGGAGCACAGAGAGGCGGAGUUUGGACAGAACUCAAGGCUUCUCUGGCGGCUGCUCCGAGCUUACUCUGAUGUUCAUGACGUCAGUGCCACUCUGGAGGACAAGAAGACCAUUGCACAAACUGGGAAGAAAGUUGGCGAGGAGGCGGUGAGCCUGAACCCCACAUGUGCUGACAGUCAUCGGUGGUAUGCCAUCAUGUGUGGAAUUAUGACGGAAUACGACACUGUGCAGAACAAGAUAAAGAAUGGAUACAUCUUCAAGGAUCAUCUGGAUAAAGCCAUUGAGCUGAACCCGCAAGACCCAUUGUCCUACUACCUGCUGGGCCGCUGGUGCUACUCCGUCGCUCAGUUGUCGUGGAUUGAAAGGAAAGUGGCGGCCACGUUAUUCGGAGAACCUCCAAGUGCCACAAUUGAAGAUGCCCUAAAUAAUUUCCUUAAGGUUGAGGAGAUCCAUCCAGGGUAUUCGAAAGUCAACUAUGUAUAUCUAGCCAAGUGUUACAGAGACCUGGGGCAGCGAGAAAAAGCCAAGACGAUGUGUGAAACGGCUUGUUCAAUGAAUUCUGUCUCCAAAGAGGAUGAAGACGCACAAAAGGAUCUGGAGUUUCUCUGCCCAGCGCUCGGAGUGUGAUGACUCAGCAGCUCAUUCAUUUGGACUUUUAAUUCUCUCUCUGUGUGUGUGUGUGUGGGUGGGGUGGGGUG